This is a messenger RNA of Heterobilharzia americana, 3111 nucleotides long. The record is from the annotation of a GenBank genome assembly. NCBI's taxonomy places the organism in Eukaryota, Metazoa, Platyhelminthes, Trematoda, Strigeidida, Schistosomatidae.
GAAUUGUGGCGGUAAGGCUUGAGCAUUGAUAGUGUCAUUGUCAGAGUUGGUAAAAGUCACUUUUCCUUCAACAGACCUCGUGACCUUCGGGUGAAUCCGCGCGUUUUAUAAUUAAGAAACGUGAUGAACGAAUUCUAUUGUCACCGCAUUCAUUUCUUUGAGUAUCAACCGUCCCCGUUUUCGUGUCUCGCCAGAAAUGAUUUUGGUCUUAUCGCUGCGGGUCGUCAGGAUGGUUCAGUUGAUGUCUAUGAUGAAAACCGUGAUUUUUUUAUGGUUGCGCAUGUUCCACGCGGUGUUUGUUGUUCAGUAGAAUCCUUGGUAUGGAUACAAUGCAGACUAUUUUGCGCAGGUGCACUAGGCCGUCUUAUGGAGCUUGACUUACAAACUUCUAGUAUCAAAGGUUCUUGUUUGUUAGUGGGAAACGUGGCAGCCCGAUGUAUGACUGUAUUCGAUAACAACAUUAUUGUAGGCAAUGAUGAAGGAUUUAUCACAUUUUUUUCAGUAGAAGGCGUAGAUCCAACGCCCACCAUUACGAUUCCAAAGCUUUCAGGUAAAAUCUUGUCCGUUGCUUGUACGGGCACAGAAAAAGCUAUUGUGGCAACUGGAACAAGCACUGGUUCUCUUUUGUUGAUAUCUAUCCGGGAUGGCAUUUCUAAAGUUAGGUUUACGUUAACGGAAUCAAAAAAGCUCUGUUUUAUUUGGACUCUAUUGUUCGCUCGUGGUUUACUGUUUUCUGGAGAUAGCAGAGGUGUAGUCAGUAUUUGGGAUAUAUCUGUUGGUGGUCAAUUGUUCAGUUUCUCCUGUCAUCAUGCUGAUGUUCUUGCUCUGGCUUCUAGUCCCGAUGGUUCCGUUAUUUUUAGUGGUGGAGCGGAUGCCUUAAUAAGAAGAUUUGAAUUUUCAGUAUCUGAAAAUGGAGAAGGUCAUUGGCAAUGUAGUGGUUUGAUAAGGGGUUGUCGACGUGAUAUUCAUGCGAUAGCAUUCAUUCCAGGUCAUCAUCAUGAUCCCAGUAGAGACCAUUCAUUUUCAGACAAUCGAUUCGAACCUCAUCGUCUUGUUGCCGUUGGACAAGACGCACGUUUGCAGGUGUUAUCAUGUGAAUCAGCUGAAAUGGGUGAUGGGGCAGUUGCUGAAGCUGAAAAAACCUUGGCUACCAAUGUUGGAAGACCACGAAGGGGGCAGAUAGGAGAUAUCGCAUAUGUUGCUGCACUACCAUUCUGGCCUGCUUCUGUUGCACCUACCUAUCCUGCACCCGCGCGCUUUAUAGCUCUAGCUAAAGGAUCAAUGCAUGGAGCUUUUGGUGAUCAAACAGAUGCCUCUCGUCACUUGUGUCUUUUGCACUAUCAAGACAGACUGUGUUUAGUGCGUCUUGGUAAACCGCUAACAUCUGGUCGUAAAAGAUGUUUCCAUGGAUUUUGUUCUAUGAGCCUUGGUCCACUUCAAAUAGUUGAAAUUCGUCCUUCGAGAGGUAUGGAAUUUAUUGAGUCUACUUUAUCUCCUUGUGGACUUUUUAUUGCUUAUAGCGACUUCAGACAGACUCGAUUGCUCAAAUUAGAUGUGGGAUUUAAAAGAAAACGAGGAAGUUUUUGUGUAUCAAAAUCAAAAGUUAAACUAGUUGAAUGGCAAACUAGUUUACAGAAUUCAAUUAAUCUUUCAAUAAAGUCUCGAGAUAAAAAAGUAAUACGUUUGGAUAGUUCUGGCAAAUCAUCGUCCAAUACAUCAUCUUCAGAGGCAGAAACAGAUAUAGAUGAAAUAUUACACGAUGAUGAUAUUUUGGAAUAUUUUACAAUGGAUAAGUCGUCUUCCAAGAAGGAUAGUAUUUUAUCUAAUGAUGAUUCAUGUGAUUUUUCACCUACAGAACAGAAUAAAGUUUCUGGGAUAACUCUUCCACCUUCCUGUUUAAUGACUUUCACUGCAAAUUCUGAAAAUCUUCUACUGGUCACCCAAAAGACUGGAAAAUUCAUGUGUAUAUCUGUUGACAAUGGUAAUAUCUUAUGGGACCGUAAUGUUGAUCAAGGCGAUGAAUCAUGUAUUCAAGCGCAUGUAAUGUCUGUUUCAAAUCUUGUCACUGAAGUUGGCUACUUAAUUGCACUGGGUUGUUCUGAUGGACGUGUACGCUUAUACGAUUCACCAACUGGUUCGAUUAUAUUCACCUGUUCAUGUGUCAAUUCUAUUACUGGUCAUUCACCUUUACCAGUAUCUAUUGUAUUUCCAUCAGUUAUUGAACAACAAUCAGAUACGAUAAUAUCUAAACUGAACUUUUCUGUAUUGUAUACAAAUAGCCAAUUAAGGGAGUGGUCUGUGUCUUUACAACAACCAAAUAAUACAAAUGAAUCCACUGGUUCUGGUAAUACAACAUAUCCUCCAGCAGUGCAUAUCAACGUUGAACUCAAUAAAUGGCUUGUUAAAUUUUGGCGUACUAUGGGCAAUGAAAUUUCACGGAAUUUAGGAGUAUUUCAUAGUGUGGAUUAUAUUGGAUCUAGUAAAUGGCUUUUAGCUUCAGAUCGUUAUUUGGUCAUUAUUAUUGCUCAUAAGAAUUAUAAACCGGGUAUGCUUAAAAAGAUCCUUCAACGAGACAGAGCUGCUGAUCAAGACUACUGCAUGUUUAUUUCCAGAAGUGUUAAAAGUAUUCUUCAAGCAAAGGUCCUGUCGGAAUCAGAGAUUGCAGUUAUUUCUAUUCAUUCUGAAAACAUAGCUCUACAGCUAGCCUCACCGCUGCAAAGGAAAGUGUUCGGAACUUGAUGCAUAUAUAUAUAUAUAUGCUUGAUGUAUAUAUUACUUAUAUAUCUGCUUUGAUACUCAUAUUCGCUUUUUUUUCACCUCGAAUUAAAUGAUAACUUAAACUUUUGUAUAACACAUAUUAUGAGGCAGCUUUAAAGGAUGUAAUCGUUAGAUUUGUAAAGUCAAAUAAUCCCACUGUGUCUGCGUUUUUGUUUCUUGUGGUUAAUUGACACUGGUUGCUUACAUAGAGUGGGAAUACUGUACUGUUAGCCGGAUGGUGUUAGUCAAUACCUCUACGUUAGUAACAAAUGCAUAUAUACAUUUGUCUCAGUAUCUUGUAAAUGGGUUUUCUUACGUCUAAUCAUCAAUAAACAGUUCACGUAAUUCAGCUGC